AUGGUAAACAGGAACACUAUAACAUUCAAUAGGAUUCAAGUGACUAGACGGGUUACAAACAUCGGCGGCACAAGCUACUGCAGUGAGCUGUCAUUGUGGGCGAACUACUGCAGUGAGCUGUCACUGUGGACGAACUACUACAGUGAGCUGUCACUGAGGACCAACUACUGCAGUGAGCUGUCACUGUGGACGAACUACCGCAGUGAGUUACCACUGUUGACGAACUACUGCAGUGAGCUGUCACUGUGGACGAACUACCGCAGUGAGUUACCACUGUUGACGAACUACUGCAGUGAGCUAUCACUGUGGACGAACUACUGCAGUGAGUUACCACUGAAGACCAACUACUGCAGUGAGCUGUCACUGUGGGCGAACAACUGCAGUGACCUACCACUGUUGACGAACUACUGCAGUGAGCUGUCACUGAAGACCAACUACUGCAGUGAGCUGUCACUGUGGGCGAACUACUGCAGUGACCUACCACUGUUGACGAACUACUGCAGUGAGCUGUCACUGUGGACGAACUACUGCAGUGACCUACCACAGUUGACGAACUACUGCAGUGAUCUACCACAGUUGACGAACUACUGCAGUGAUCUACCACUCUGGACGAAUUACUACCAAACGAGGUGGGUCUUCUGCAGGUUAUCUUAA
Messenger RNA from Procambarus clarkii (red swamp crayfish), 654 nucleotides. The record is from RefSeq and is a predicted model, not a curated record. Lineage: Eukaryota; Metazoa; Arthropoda; Malacostraca; Decapoda; Cambaridae.